Ricinus communis (castor bean) is the source of this 1307-nucleotide messenger RNA. Its product is annotated as F-box protein At5g07610-like. NCBI's taxonomy places the organism in Eukaryota, Viridiplantae, Streptophyta, Magnoliopsida, Malpighiales, Euphorbiaceae. Gene Ontology annotation, molecular function: protein binding. The record is from RefSeq and is a predicted model, not a curated record.
CCAAACAUCAUGGCUUGCUCCAGAAGAACCAAAAGAAUGUUCCCUUCAUCACCAUCAUUAUCAUCCGCAGAGACAAUUGCCAACAACUAUGAUCUCUUAACCCAUAUCCUGCUUUGUCUGCCCAUCAAAUCUCUCCUCAAAUUCAAUUGUGUAUCAAAGCAUUGGCUAUCUCUCAUCUCCAAUCCUCACUUCUACCGCCGCCUUAACCUCUCUGACUCUCCUUGUGCCCUCUUCGUCCAAAAAUGGCCGCGUUCAGACAUCCUUGAAUAUGACUUCAUCAAGCUUGAUUCUGGUCACUCUGAUGCUCCUUCUAAAAAUCUUACUUUUGUUAAUGACCCUUCAGAUAUCAAAAUCAUUCAGUCUUGUAACGGAUUGCUCCUCUGUUAUUGUAAUGAGAUGAGUAACUAUUACAUAUGCAAUCCAACUACGAGGCAAUAUACUAUAAUCACUCCACCAAAGCCAAUUGAUUAUGAAUGUUUUGAUCAUUAUUUAGAUUUUGAUCCUGCCAGAUCACGUCACUACAAAGUUAUAUGUACAUGUCAAUACGAGAUUUCAGAACCUGAUUAUCAUAUAGCAGUUUACUCGUCGAAAACUGGCCUAUGGAGGGUCACAGCUGCAAGUUUCACUUUGGACAACAUGGAUUUUGGAUUCUAUGGUGGGGUCUUCUGGAACGGGGCUAUCCAUUGGUAUACUGAUUCCGGUCCUUCCUUUUGUUUUGAUGUUGCAGAACAAAUACGAGAAAUGCCAAUGCCUCCAAUUCCAGAUGAUUGGUAUCGGAGGAGGGUUAUAUAUUUUGGGGAGUCUGGAGGACAUUUAAAUCUUAUUGAGAUCUAUCAUCAUGCCGCUACACAAUUUAAUGUGUGUGAAUUGGCGAAAGACUACUCAGGAUGGUUUGUCAAAUAUCGCAUUGAGCUUGAAGAAGUUAUAAUUGCAUUUCCUGAGAUGAUUAAAACCCAAUUUGAACCAACAGUGUUGAAUUAUUAUGCAUAUGAAAUUUGGUGUAUUGUUAGAGGAGAAAGCGAUGAGAACUCCUACAUGGUGCUGCAUAUGCCUGCAAAAAUUAUACGGUAUAACUUGAAGGGUAAAAGUUUCAAGAAGCUUUGUGAUUUUCCUCCAGACAGCGGUGCAACUGGUUUUCACGAGGAUGCUAUGAACUUCAGGUGGGGUAAUGCUUAUACGUACAUUAGAAGCCUUGCGCCUGUUUGAUGGCAUAUUUUGUUGGUGGUGUCUAGUCUGGGUGAUUGGUCUUCUUGUUCUUGUGGUUUGUUAGAGUCUUUGUUCUCAGGAUGGAUGACUACAGAAGUAAU